AUGUCUUCAUCAAAAUCAUCAAAAGAAAAAACUAUUCAAAUUAGACGGCAAUUUGAACAAUUGCCAAAGAAUUUUCAAACAAUUUUACAUCAUGUAAAUAUUGAUGGAACCAAAUUACUUGAUAAAUGUGAAGAAGGCCCUGAAGCAAAAGAGAAGUUGAAAUCGAUUUUAAUGGAAAUUGAUUUUAUUCAUCUUCACUUCAAAAAGGAUGAAGAUAAAUUAUUAAAAAUCGCAAGAGACUUUUUUGGUGCUCUUGCGAUUUUUAAACCUAAUGAAGAAGUGAUGGCUGGUACGAAAAGAAAAAGGACUAUUAAAGAUAACGGGAAUAAACGGGCAAAAUGUUAA
Diversispora eburnea is the source of this 345-nucleotide messenger RNA. The record is from the annotation of a GenBank genome assembly. Lineage: Eukaryota; Fungi; Glomeromycota; Glomeromycetes; Diversisporales; Diversisporaceae.